GGUGCGGAGAAUAGAAUGUGCCUUUGUUUCUUGCAUACUGUGAAAAUACACACACUAGCCUCUCCACCCUUUUCUUAAUUUUGUAUGUUUCUCUGAUUCUACACGGAUUUAGCUCACAUGGUUCAUGGGUUUUGCUCCUUUUUCCAAACAUGUUGUUUUUAUUAACCCACUCUCUCACUUAAUUUAAUUACUCUCAUGAGUUUUCUCUUUAAAGUUUGAGGAAAUUGAGCUUUUUUGUCGAAAGGUUUGAUUUUGCUAUCUGGGCUAGUAAUAGUUUGGUGUGGUUGUGUUUAUUUUGGUGGUAGAUGGGAACUCAGACAAUGGGAUCUCAGGGUGGUUACAGUGGUGGUGCUGGGAGGGGAACCCGAGAACCCAAAUUGGAUUCUUUGGUUCGACAGAACUCGUUGUAUAACCUUACUUUGGAUGAGGUUCAGAACCAUAUGGGGAAUUUGGGGAAACCCUUGAGUAGCAUGAAUCUUGAUGAGUUUCUCAAGAAUGUUUCGAGUGUUGAAUCUAAUCAAGGACUUGGGAGGGGGGAAUAUGGGGUGCAGAACCGGCAGCUUGCUUCGGUGUCCUCGUUGAGUAGAAAGCCGAGCUUGAGUUUAUCGAGGGAUUUGAGCAAGAAAACAGUUGAUGAGGUAUGGAAGGAUAUACAGCAAGGGCAGAAGAGGCCUGGUAUUGGGAUGAAUUCUCGUGAAAGAAACUCUACUCUCGGUGAGAUGACACUGGAGGAAUUCUUGGUUAAGGCGGGUGUGAUUAGUGAAGGAGAAAAAGCUUUGGGGUCUGUUGUUGGUGUUAAUCCCGUCUCAUUGCCCCAACAAAGUGUUUCUCUGCCAGCUGCUUGGAUGAACUAUCAGAUCCCCCCGACUCAUCAGCCAACUCAGCAACAGAUAAUGCCAAUUCUGUUCAUGCCUAGCAAUUCAGUUCAGCCACAGCUUUCUUUGAGUUCAGAUCCAAUUUUAGAUUCUUAUGGUGAAACACAAAUGACUUCACCUUCCCCUUUAUUGGGGACACUUUUAGAUGCCCAGAGUCAAGGGAGGAAAAGGAUUGCUUCUGAAGAUGUUGUUGAGAAAACUGUUGAAAGGAGGCAGAAGAGAAUGAUCAAGAAUAGAGAAUCUGCUGCUAGGUCACGAGCAAGAAAGCAGGCUUACACUAAUGAGCUUGAGAACAAGGUUCAAAGGCUAGAAGAGGAAAAUGAAAUGCUCAAGACACAAAAGGAGGCAGAAAAACUGUUGCCAUAUGUACCGUUUCCAGAGCCAAAGUAUCAACUUCGCAGGACCAGCUCAGCAUCUUUUUGAAGAAGUAUCGCUUGAAGGAUGGUGUGUAGCUGCUGUUUGUUAAUGUUAUUGUAGUUCUCAGUAGGAAAGUUCUAGAGUGUCCGUGAAUUAUAAACAUGUACCCCUCUGCCUUGUACGGGUUGCCCUGGGAACUCAAUUCCAGAGGCAUGUUUAUCGUUACUAUGGAGUUGCCUUGUUUUGUUGUAUGUACAUUUUGUAGUGUACCAUAGUCCAUAGGACUCAGUUUAUAAAACAGACCAUGAAGCUGCUAUUUUCCUUUUCUCA
Messenger RNA from Daucus carota subsp. sativus, 1562 nucleotides. Its product is annotated as ABSCISIC ACID-INSENSITIVE 5-like protein 2. Gene Ontology annotation, molecular function: DNA-binding transcription factor activity. Gene Ontology annotation, biological process: positive regulation of DNA-templated transcription. The transcript is spliced from 4 exons. Gene Ontology annotation, cellular component: nucleus. The coding region runs from base 306 to 1298 and encodes 330 amino acids. NCBI's taxonomy places the organism in Eukaryota, Viridiplantae, Streptophyta, Magnoliopsida, Apiales, Apiaceae. The record is from RefSeq and is a predicted model, not a curated record.